Molecule: messenger RNA, 892 nt
Organism: Cheilinus undulatus (humphead wrasse)
Lineage: Eukaryota; Metazoa; Chordata; Actinopteri; Labriformes; Labridae
Product: H-2 class II histocompatibility antigen, A-U alpha chain-like
Exons: 5
Coding region: 145-873 (242 amino acids)
Biological process (GO): peptide antigen assembly with MHC class II protein complex; positive regulation of T cell activation; antigen processing and presentation of exogenous peptide antigen via MHC class II
Cellular component (GO): MHC class II protein complex
Molecular function (GO): MHC class II protein complex binding
Source: RefSeq, a predicted model, not a curated record
GCGUUACUUCCUCGUAUUCAGAGUGAAAAGUGAUUUGCUUCUGUUUUCUAACUCGUCUGUAUUGAUGUCAUCACAUGCAGCAGCUUUCACCUCUGGACCUGAUUUGUUCACCAGCAGAGAGCUGUGCCGUACUUCAGCCCAACCAUGAAGCCAUCUUCUCUCCUUAUUCUGCUGCUGAACUGCUUCUGUGUCUUCUCACAAAUUCCCCAUGAAAUCGUCUACGUUGUGGGCUGCUGGGAAAACAGCACAACGCAAGUUCAGUAUGAGUUUGACGGUGAGGAAUUACUCUACAUGGCCUUUGUGAAAGAUGAAACUGUUUACUCUGUGCCACCUAAUCUUAUGCUCAACCCAAGUGAAAUCUUCGCUGGCAGACAUGUUCAUAGAAAUGCUCUUAUGGCAAAAAGAGCUUGUGGAGUAGCUGAGGAUAUCUUCAGAACUAAGGGGAUACAUCCGCCAGAGGAGAAAGACCCUCCAGUGAGCAUCCUCUACCCUGCAGACGAGGUUCAGCUUGGAGUCAAAAACAACCUCACCUGCUUCGUGAACCACUUCUACCCACCAGCAAUCAAAGUCAGCUGGACCAAAAAUGGCCGCCUGGUGUCAGACAGGGUCUGGCUCAGUCGGUAUUAUCCCAAUGAGGAUCAAACCUUCCACAUGUUCUCCACCUUGGAAUUCACACCAGAGGAGGGGGACAUUUACAGCUGCACAGUGGAGCACGAAGCUCUGGACUGGCCUCAAACAAGGAUCUGGGAUGUUGACGUCGGUCAUCGCAGCCUUGGACCAGAUGUUUUCUGUGGAGUGGGCAUGACUCUGGGCUUGUUGGGCAUUGCUGGUGGAACAUUUUAUAUGGUUAAGGGACACGAUGCACACCAGUAAUUUCUCUAAUUUAAAGCUC